UGGCACCUUAGCUAAUUAUUCUCUAGCAUUUAGGCUAACUAUGCUAACUAUAAACAAUUAGAAAUACAAGCCACGGCUGAACUAAUUAACACAAACAAAACAGAGCAAGUAAUUGCUUCAUUCUUCCUGGAACAAACUUGUUUGAAUGGAUGCAAGUCAUUAUAAUGUAUAUGGGGUCGACAGUAGUAUAGGUAGUUUAAUUGUUCCUUUGGGAGCAGAGUUUAAACUCAGAGUAUAUAUGCUCCUAUUCAAAUGGCUUUAGUUGUUAACGGUGGCCCUGCGCUACAGGCGAAUGUCCAAACAACAGAGAAACCAAGAAACUCAAGCAGGUAUGUCACAGCACACAGUCAAAUUUUCACCAAACAUAAACAAUAACAAAAUAUUUUUGUCAUAUAUAACUUUAUUUUUUUAAGUUAACUAUACUAAGGAGCACUUUUUGCCGUUUUAUUUCAAAAUUACACCAUUAGAAAAUAAUAUCUGACUUAAAUUUUCAAGUUAAACUUUUCAAGUCAUAUUAACUUGCUAUUUUACAUUUUUACUACACUUUAACUUGUGGUUAACUGAGUUGCUAUAACUCAUUAAAACAAUUUCAAAUGCUUAACCUAAUCUAAUUUAAAGUAUAGUCAAAAUGUAAAAUGGUAAGUUAAUUAGUUUAACUUUCAAUUUUUGUUAGGUAUUUACUUUUAAAUCUUCGAAAAAAUAUAUAUUGCCAUAACAAUGAGACAUAGCAUCAGUACAAACAGUGCCGAAGAUUAUGCUUGGCGGGACUUUAAAUGACGUUGAAUUUGCUGGGUUGUUGUAAAAAGAUUUUUUAUAUGUGGCCCAUUAAUAUAGUUAUUAAUGAAAAUGUUGAUUCAUUAUUUUGUCCUUAUCCUAUUAAACAGGUUGCAGCAACCAUAUUUAAAGUGCCAUGAUUGAGGAUCUUCUAGGAGCAAACAUCUCGCAUACUGAGUUUCUUUUAGUGGGAUUUCCAGAAGUCUACAAAUACAGGCGUCUACUUUUCCUGCCAUUUUUUCUAAUUUACAUUUUGGUAGUGGUGGGAAAUUCUUUACUACUUCUUGUAAUCAGAAAUACAGAGAGCCUUCACAGUCCAAUGUACAUACUAGUGUCUGCCUUGGCAGUUGUCGACAUCAUUGUUCCCACUGCCAUCAUUCCAGCAAUGCUUCUUGGCUUUCUCUUUGACUUGAAUGAGAUAUCUUUAGCCGGAUGUUUGACGCAAAUGUUUGUAACUCACUUCUUUUCCUCUGUAGAAUCCACCAUACUUUUAGCCAUGGCUUUAGAUCGCUUUGUAGCCAUUUGCAAGCCAUUACACUAUACCGAAAUCAUGAACUCGUCCAUGUUUCUGAAACUGCUUCUGUUCACAUUGAUCAGGAGUGGCACUAUAAUGUUCGCUCUGGUUGCUUUGGCUGCAUCUUUGUCUUUUUGUGAAUCGAACGUCAUCCAUCAUUGCUACUGUGACCACAUGGCUCUUGUCAGUCUGGCGUGUGAUUCAAUAGCCAAAAAUAAUGCAAUGGGACUCGCUGUGAUCAUCUGUUUUGUGGGAAUUGACAUAUCUGUGAUUUUCUUCUCCUAUGUAAAAAUCUUGCAUGUUGUGUUGGGGGCCGCCGCAGGAGAGGAUCGUUGGAAAGCCUUUCAUACCUGUGGUACACACUUAAUGGUUAUGAUGUGCUUUUACUUUGUGGGUAGCAUCACUUUUUUGUCACGAAACCUUCACAUUCCGAUUCCAAUCGAUAUAAAUACGUUUCUGGGUGUUAUGUAUAUAGUUUUCCCUGCAAGUGUCAAUCCGAUUAUUUAUGGUGCACGGACAAAAGAAAUAAGGAAUGCUUUAGUGAAAAUGUUAAAACUCAAUAUGAAUAAAGUUUCCAUUAUAAAAGUUUCAUCUAUAAAGAUCUGAGUUCCAGAUUGGAUGCUAUCUCAACCAAUGAAACAGAAAUGUUGGCUGCCAUGAAAUAUUGUUCGGUAAUACGUCCAUAACAGUGAUCUUAACAUUUAAGCAUAUUAUUCUGUGUAUGCUUUGUUUGUUUUUGUGUCUUAACACAAUUAUUAUGAGAAGACUGUUAUCACUGAUUUUUCUGUACAGAUCAUUUUGUAGGACAAUCAAAACUUUGAUACUUGAUGCAUAUACAGUGUAUACAAUGUAAUGCCUUUUUGAAGAAAAUUCUGAGUAAAAUCAAAGAAAUCAAAGAAACGGUGUGGUUGUAGUAAAUACUGUAGAUUAAGCAUUUUGUCUAAUAACAUAAGGUUAUUCAUUCUAUAUUGGUGUGGACCAGAAUACUUGCUGGUAAAACACAAAAACAAUUGUUCUGUUAGUUGCCUCAUUAAAAUCUGAAAGGUUGAAGAACGUAUAUAAAUCCAGUAGUUACUGUAGUAACAGAAAAUUAUGAUUUUCACAACCAACCAACCCUAAAACCAACACCAACCAUUACCUUAUAUUAAAUACAACUGAGUUAAUAUUACUUAGUACUUAUUUGUGCAAUUACUGUACACUGUAACAAGGAUACCUUAAAAAAAGUUAAAGCAACAUUUUUAUUUAUUCUCUUUUGAUCUUGACUCAUUCUAACCACAGAAAGCUUUUUUUUAAUUAGUAGGUUAGUGUGUGAUGUAGUGAAUGUAGAUUAAUAGACUGUCAGCUCUAUUAUACGUGUUUGAGACCCAUGAGAACAUGCAACAAUUAUAUUACUCUAUUAUCAUGAGACCUCCUAUACAUUGCAGUGUUUGUUUAUAAUGAGAGAAAACAGCUUAAUGGAUUGAAAACUUAUUAUCUUGAUGCCUUGGCAACAUUCACACCAGCAAACAGGGUCUGAGUCAAAAAGUGAAAACAGUUUAAAUGAGCUUAGGGAUCAUAUCUCAUCCCUGAAGUUAUCAAGCGGUCAAAGAUGGC
Molecule: messenger RNA, 2881 nt
Organism: Misgurnus anguillicaudatus (oriental weatherfish)
Lineage: Eukaryota; Metazoa; Chordata; Actinopteri; Cypriniformes; Cobitidae
Gene: or55e1
Product: odorant receptor, family 55, subfamily E, member 1
Biological process (GO): G protein-coupled receptor signaling pathway
Cellular component (GO): plasma membrane
Molecular function (GO): olfactory receptor activity; G protein-coupled receptor activity
Source: RefSeq, a predicted model, not a curated record